AGGAGGGCCCACAGCUCCAGCCCUUCUUCCGCCAUCGAAACCCUCCGCCGCAGGCCGCCUUUCGCCGCAGCAGGUGGGCUCUGCGCUCAGCUGCUCUUGCCCUUGGGCUAUCCCUGCUCCGAGCACACCCCGCUUUUUCUACAUCGGGAUGUGUGGUGUGUAUCAAGAAAUCAAGGGUACUGGGGAUGCUGGGGAUGCGGAUGGAGUUUUUUAAUGCUGCGGUGCUUCUAUCGCAGCAGUGCGAAGGUCCAAUGCGUUUAUAACGCCGAAAGCAGAAGAUCCAAUUUUAAGUUCUUUUACUAUGCCGCUACCAGAAUCUGGUGAUGGAAUUUUCUGGCCGGUUGAGCUCCAUUUUUCCGUGGGAUUGUAGAAAUUAUUUCUUAACCGAACAUGUGCGAUUUACAAAAUGCACAGUCAUUUAUAGGAACAAACGAAAUACUUUCCUGCAAUGCCCUCUCACUGCGCAUAAUUUAUUUGUCUACAAUCCCAAACGGAGCCUAAUUUGUUUGUUUGGUCCUGCUUUUACUCGUGCUUUCAGCCAUAGUUGCCUCUAGGAGGGCGUCUGGCAAACAAAAAACUCUAGUGCUUCUGCUGCUGGCGAAAUCAGAAAUGUGAUCUUAGGGCCAUGGUUGAGACAAAGGAUGGCUUCCUUCUAUCUGUUCAACGUAUUCCACAUGGGAAAAAUGCUUUGGAAGAAAAACCUGGUCCUCCGGUUUUCCUUCAACAUGGCCUUUUUCAGGGAGGAGAUACUUGGUUUAUCAAUCCUGUUGAAGAGUCACUAGGAUAUAUCCUUGCAGAUAAUGGUUUUGAUGUCUGGAUUGGGAAUGUGCGCGGGACACACUGGAGUCAUGGACAUACCACAUUAUCCGUGCAUGAUAAGGAGUUUUGGAACUGGAGUUGGGAGGAGCUUGCUCAAUAUGACUUGAUGGCUAUGAUAAGCUAUAUAUACUCGAUAACACACACUAAAAUCUUUUAUGUAGGCCAUUCACAGGGAACAAUAAUGGGUUUGGCAGCUUUCACUAGGCCAGACAUAGUUAAAAUGAUUGAUUCAGCUGCUCUUCUUUGCCCUAUUUCAUAUUUGGAUCAUGUCAGUGCCACUUUUGUUCUUAGAGCAGUUGGCUUGCAUCUUGACCAGAUGCUUAUGACUAUGGGCAUACACCAGCUUAAUUUUAGAAGUGAAAUGGGUAUUCAGAUAUUGGAUUCUCUAUGUGAUGAUGGACAUGUGGACUGUGGCAACAUGCUGUCUUCAAUAACAGGGGAUAAUUGCUGCUUCAAUGCAUCGCGGGUAGAUUAUUACCUGAAGUAUGAACCUCAUCCAUCAUCCACAAAAAACUUGAAUCAUCUAUUCCAAAUGAUCAGGAAGGGCACUUUUGCCAAGUACGACUACGGCUGGUUUGGCAACUUGAAGCGCUACGGCAACUUGCACCCUCCGUCGUUCAAUCUAAAAGACAUACCAGAAUCUUUACCCUUAUGGAUGGGUUACGGAGGGUCCGACGCGCUGGCGGAUGCAAUCGACAUUCAGCGGACUAUCAAGGAACUGGGAUCCGAGCCCGAAUUGCUCUACCUCGAUAACUACGGCCACAUCGACUUCAUCAUGAGCGUAAGGGCGAAAGACGAUGUGUAUGGUGAUUUGAUUAGGUUCUUUCGGUCGAGGGGAUGGCCUACCAGUUACUAG
Messenger RNA from Ananas comosus (pineapple), 1675 nucleotides. Its product is annotated as triacylglycerol lipase 1. The coding region runs from base 626 to 1675 and encodes 349 amino acids. The transcript has 10 exons. Gene Ontology annotation, molecular function: hydrolase activity, acting on ester bonds. Gene Ontology annotation, biological process: lipid metabolic process. NCBI's taxonomy places the organism in Eukaryota, Viridiplantae, Streptophyta, Magnoliopsida, Poales, Bromeliaceae. The record is from RefSeq and is a predicted model, not a curated record.